UUAGAGACCAAAUGUGGCAAAUACUCUUUAAAAAAAAAAAUAAAAAUUAAAAACAAACCCUGAUAUCCUUAGUCUCUUUCUCCUCUCUCCUUCUCGUUUCGUCUCGUCUCUUGAUCUCGGCGACGGAAAGCGCCGACACGCAGCGCCAGAGCCAGAGCUAGCGCAGCUCUUCUACUCCCGCCUCCAGCUCUCCUGACGCCGACUUGCACAGGUUAAGUUCUCUACAACCUAACCAACCCGCCAAAUGAACAGCUUCAGACUUUAGCUGGAGAUUUUAAGCAUUCUUUUUGGGAACUCCGGGACCUAUAUUUUGCUUUUUUUCAAGUUCACCCGCUACGAUUCACAAUUUUUUCGAAGUAAAUCAAUUUUCUGCUCAAUGACAUAUUGAUUUCGCUCAAUUCAUCAAUACUAUGAGGAUUGUUGUGCUUGCAAAAUCAUUUCGUGUUCGUUCCAUUCUGAGGGAAAUAACUGGGCCUUUGCAGCAUCGUUCUUUCCAGCAUGAUUUUGUUCCCAGGGAUCCCAAUGUCAAGCCUAAAAAGUAUAAAUACCCUGCAUUUUAUGAUCCAUAUGGUCCCAGACCGCCACCCUCGGAAAAAAUACUUCAGCUUGCUGAACGAAUUGUAGCAUUAGCCCCCGAAGAACGGUCUCAAAUCGGUCCUGCUCUCACUCUCAAGCUAACGCUUCCAAAACUGGAGAAGAUAUCAACCGAAGGGAUGGACUUGGGUGCACAAGGAGGGUCUGCUGCUGGGGCAAAGGCUGAAGAGAAGAAAGUGGAGAAAACGGCAUUUGAUGUGAAGUUGGAGAAGUUUGACACAGCUGCAAAGAUCAAGGUGAUUAAGGAAGUCAGGUCUUUUACUAGUUUGGGUUUGAAGGAAGCUAAAGAUUUGGUUGAGAAGGUACCUGUUUUGAUUAAACAAGGAGUUACCAAAGAAGAGGCAGCUGAGAUUAUAGAGAAGUUAAAGGCUGCUGGAGGAGUUGCUACCAUGGAGUAGGAGGGUUUAUGGGUUGUUAUGUAUUGCUAAGUCUCUGUAUGGGAUAUUCCCCAGUUUUGUGAUGUUGGGAAAUUCUUAAUCUUUCAAAGCUGUGUUUUUGUGAUGUUCUUGAGUUCUCAAUGGCCAUUAAUUAAAGAUUAUAAAGAAUAAUGGUUAAAGUGAAGACCUUGAACCAGAUUUUGGAGUUGAGACAACAAUCUAAGCUUUGCUUUCCUUUUUAGUUCCAA
Cannabis sativa is the source of this 1219-nucleotide messenger RNA. RefSeq lists its product as uncharacterized. Gene Ontology annotation, molecular function: structural constituent of ribosome. Gene Ontology annotation, biological process: translation. The record is from RefSeq and is a predicted model, not a curated record. NCBI's taxonomy places the organism in Eukaryota, Viridiplantae, Streptophyta, Magnoliopsida, Rosales, Cannabaceae. Gene Ontology annotation, cellular component: ribosome. The coding region runs from base 411 to 992 and encodes 193 amino acids. The transcript has 4 exons.